Messenger RNA from Solea solea (common sole), 7275 nucleotides. Its product is annotated as band 4.1-like protein 1. The record is from RefSeq and is a predicted model, not a curated record. Gene Ontology annotation, cellular component: plasma membrane; cytoskeleton. Gene Ontology annotation, biological process: cortical actin cytoskeleton organization. The coding region runs from base 309 to 4319 and encodes 1336 amino acids. NCBI's taxonomy places the organism in Eukaryota, Metazoa, Chordata, Actinopteri, Pleuronectiformes, Soleidae. Gene Ontology annotation, molecular function: actin binding; structural molecule activity. The transcript is spliced from 25 exons.
UGAGCGUCUCCCUCCUGCCUCCUUGCAUGUGACAGCGUCCCUCCCUCUUUCUCUCCUCCUCCUCCUCCUCCUUUUCUCAUUAGGUUUUUUUUUUCCUGCCGGUGAAACACCGACACACUCCCUUUUCCCUUAAACCGGGGGAAUAAACACGGAGCGGCGACAGGAGCUGGACUAACCUUCCCUCCCCGGUGCGCACCGGUUCUCCCGUGGAUGCCUGUCUGAAAGGAGGGUUGGUGUUAUCCCCCCCGAGUCAGAGUUGAAGAGUGCAAGACAGGAGUCCUCCCAGUCAGCAGGGGGUAGCAGCAGGCAUGCAGGACUCCGCCUCUGACCUCAAGAUGGCCAAACAGGAACACAACUCCAAGCACCUGGACGAAAGCAAAGAAACAGACGAGAUGUCUGAGAAGACGUCGCCAAACAAGAACCUCAAAUCGCCCCAGAAAGGCUCCAAGCGGCUGAAAACGGCUCCCUUCAAAGUGAACCUGCUAGACGCCGUGGAGUUCGAGGGAGAAAUUGAGAAACACUCAAAAGGACAGACCCUGAUGGACAUGGUCUGUGAGCACCUCAACUUGCUGGAGAAGGACUACUUUGGCCUGACCUUUGCUGACAUGGACACACAGAAGAACUGGUUGGACCCCUCCAAGGAGAUCAAGAAGCAGAUGCGCAACUCUCCAUGGCACUUUGCCUUUGCGGUCAAGUUCUACCCUCCAGACCCCUCCCAGCUCACAGAAGAUAUUACCAGAUACUACCUGUGUCUGCAGCUGAGGGACGACAUGCUGUCAGGUCGGCUGCCAUGCUCAUUCGUCACUCACGCCCUCCUCGGCUCUUACACCGCUCAGGCCGAGCUGGGAGACUACGACCAGGAGGACCACGGCUCGGACUACGUCAGCGAUUUCCGCUUUGCCCCCAAUCAGACCCGCGAGCUGGAGGAGAGGGUGAUGGACCUCCAUCGAAAUUACAAGGGGAUGACUCCAGCAGAGGCUGAAAUGAACUUCUUGGAGAAUGCAAAGAAGCUGUCCAUGUAUGGUGUGGACCUCCACCACGCUAAGGAUUCUGAAGGGAUUGAAAUUAUGCUGGGUGUUUGUGCCAACGGUCUGCUGAUUUACCGAGAUAGGCUGAGAAUCAACCGCUUUGCCUGGCCAAAGAUCCUGAAGAUCUCUUAUAAGAGGAGCAACUUUUACAUCAAGAUACGACCUGGAGAGUACGAGCAGUUUGAAAGUACAAUUGGUUUUAAGCUUCCCCACCAUAGAGCUGCCAAGAGGCUGUGGAAGGUCUGCAUUGAGCAUCACACGUUCUUUCGGUUGGUAUCUCCAGAGCCUCCACCUAAGGGUUUCUUGGUAAUGGGUUCAAAGUUCCGAUACAGUGGAAGGACACAGGCUCAAACCAGACAGGCCAGUGCACUUAUAGACCGGCCUGCGCCACACUUUGAGCGCUCCACCAGUAAGAGGUACCUGCUGUCCAGGAGCUUGGACGGAGAGUUUUCACGGCCAGUCUCUGCCAUGUGUGAGAACCAUGAUGACUUGUCCCACCGCAGUGUCAGUGAACACCGUUGCCUCCACAGCCCAUCUGUGGAUGAGCAGGAGACCGAGCUAGAGCCCAGUCUGGAGCAGGAUGAGGAGGACAAGGACCAAGAUGACGGUCAGGAAUCAGAACAGGACAAAGACGCAGAUGGCAACGUUAGCCCAAGCCGAAAGAAGGAGAUCAGGGAGGAGGCUGGGUCACCAGUUGACAAUAAACAGGAGGUUUCUCAGUUGGACCAGGAGGCCACACCUCGGCACAAACAGGAGUUCCUGGACAAGUCACAGGACGUGUUGCUGAAGCACCAGGCAAGCAUCAAUGAGCUGAAGAGAGCGCUGAGGGAACCCAACAGUAAGCUGAUGAACCGUGAGAAGCGUCUGUCCGCAACCUCGCCGACCAGCACGCCAGAGAAGAAGGCUUCUGUGGGCCGAGCAGCUGGAAAGGAACCUGUAAACAGCCUGUCUGUUGAGGGUUACGUCCAGAAGACUAUGGUGACAUCACCUGAGGGCUCUGAGGAGUGGGUAUUGAUUGAAAAACAAGAAACUUAUCAACCAGACCAAAAGUGGAAGGCAGAAGAAAGAAACAAAUCUCUUGCAUCUGAUUCCUUGUGGGAGAAAAAGGAGCUGGAAAAAGAGAUCAAUGUUACCAUGAUGAUACAUAAAGAGGUGACAGGGAAUGACAGAAAAGGAAUGAAAAGCCAUAUUGGUGAAACAAAACCAUCCAGUGAGGCAGAUGAGUGCUCUGAAUCUUGGCCGACCAACAAAGGCCGUUUUGUGAUUCAGUUAUCUGAGAAUGCAGACUCGUUUCAAGACAAAUCUCAAAGUAAACCAUCCCACGCCUCAGACCCCGAGGCGAACAGCGCGGCGGCCCUGGGCUCACGCCAGACAAAGGACCAUGCAGGGUCUAAACAAAGGAAAAAGAGGAGACCCCAGAGCUUAAACCUAGGAAUGCCUGCAGAGCUCAUCUACAGGAAAGCAGGCAGUGAUUCUUCCGGAGACGAAAAUGAAGAGUCAGACUCAGACGUUAGCCCAAAAAUAAAUUCUCAAACAAAAAAUCAUUGUGAAUCCUCCAUGGUGAUGGAGAAAGAUGAUGAGGCAUCAGAAAAGAGUAAUUUGGUCAAGGUCUCUGAAGACACUAAACAGGAGGAAUUCUCAGUAGUAGAAAGUGGAGAGAGCACCGAUCAGGUAAAGAGAAAAAUAGUGAGCGAGGUUGAAACCACAGAUAUUAAUUUAGGGUCGGUGAACGGACCUGGAAAGAUCGAACACGAUAGUUCAUUAAUGGGUGUUAAAGGAGAAUGUGUGUUGAAAAUCCGAGGAAAGGGCCUUAUUGACAAUAAAGAGCUUGCUGAGGUAAAGCUGAGACAGGUCAGGACACACGAGAGGAAGAUCAGUAGUUCUGGCUCUGAGGAUAUAGAAGGUUUCUUGGGGGAGAGAGGUCAGAGGACGUCUCUCCACCGACUGUCAGGCAGCAGCUACCAGUCUGAAAUCACCAGGAUUGUUCCUUUAAAGCCAGAGAGGUCAAAGAGCAUAGCAUGUAAGGAUGAGAGGGACAGGACAGGACAGGAGGAGCCCUCUCGGGCCAUCAGAAGAGAAUACCGCUGGUCGGUCGGCUCUCCGGAAGGAUCCUCAGACCUCAACUGGACUGACGUCUCCACCUUCCAUUCGGCAUUUGCAGCAGAUGUGGAGGGCUUUGCUAAAACAGAGCAAGCUGAUGAUAACUAUCAGUCUGGUAGAGGAACUACAGAGAGUCACUCAUUCAGCUCAAAGAUUUCAGCGCUUCACAAAAUGGCUCCCCCAGCGCCACCCGUUAAGACACAGAAGGCCAGGGAGUCCGGGCUAAUACUGCGGAACAGUCGCAAUAUCGGCAGGGAACCGAGCCUGGACGCAGCCAAGAAGAGACACUCGGAGCCUGUUUCCACUCCUGCCAUUUAUGAAGAGCCGUUUGCUGAUUUUAAGAAGGAGUUUGUGGACAGGAGGCUCCAACCUAGUGUAGCCACAGAAGAAGAGCAGGAGCGAGACACCGUGGCCUGCAUGAGAGAAACCCAACUGGGCAUCGAGCGGAAGUGCUCCAGCAUGACUGUCAGCUCCACGUCCAGCCUGGAAGCCGAGGUUGACUUCACUGUCAUCACCGAUCUCCACCCUGGUGUGGAGGACUUCCCUAAAGGCAUGUUGGAGCUCGGGGAGAGGGAGCGACUGCCCGAGGUGGGACGUGAGGACUUUGAGGAGACCUCCAGGUUCUACUCCGCCCGUCUGAUGGGUUCACGGGACAAGUCUCCCAUUGAGGAGAAGCUUCCUGAGGCGGGAAUGCAUUAUGAGCCUCCCGUGGCAAAGAAAGACCCAAGUGCUGUCACUGUGGCUCACAUGCUGAAAAGAGCCGACUCCAAGACUGAGACGCACACAAAUGGAUCAGAGGUUCAUCCCAACAUCGUUAGUUUCUCACCACAGACCUGUGGUGUGGUCAGUCCACGGGAGGCUCCUGCUGCCCUGAAAGAAAAUGGCUCCCCUGUAAAAGCCAGUCCCCAGGAGAGAGAGUCCGUCGUGUCCCCACUGACCAUCACUACUGAGAGCGUCACCUCAGCAACCACGACUCAAGUUACUAAGACUGUAAAAGGAGGAUACUCAGAGACCAGAAUCGAGAAAAGGAUUAUCAUCACAGGAGAUGAUGAUGUGGACCAACAUCAGGCGCUCGCCAUGGCGAUCCAAGAAGCCAAGCAGCAGCACCCUGACAUGCUGGUGACAAAAGCAGUGGUUAUCAGGGAAACGGAGUCUCCCACAGAGGACGUGCAGCAGAAAGCUGAGUCCUGAUCAGUCACGGUUUCCGGGGAGACACGUGGAGAGAAGGAUCCUCCUGCUCCUCCCUGUAGGUCGCCACCUAGAGGACUAUCUCCCCCACUGAGGAUACACCAUCACAAGAACUAACUGAGCUCCAUGAAGUCGUCAGCAGACCUUCCACUCUUGUCCCUUUAGACAAACCAACUGUGACCCAGCUUCUUGGACGAGCCUGGCUCAGCCUGGCUCAGCCUGGCCUAUCCCAGUCCUCCACCUCCUUACAGAACAGGAAGAGGUAACCACUAAGCGUGAUGCGAGACUGUGAGAGUGGAAAAACCCAGUCACGGCUGUCACUAUUUGAAAUCCCCCCCUCUAUUUAGAGUCAUUUGUCUGAAACUUUACUUGCGUACCAUUUAAUCAAAAACAUUUCGAGUCAUUUGAACCCUCAGGAUCAUUUUAAAUCCGAACACCCCACACCCCCAGUACCUUACCCUUUACCUAAAAAAUAAGAAAUCUUUCUAUUUUAAUGUCAAAUACUGUAUCUUCUCUGUGCUACUGUCACAUAUGAAAUGUAUAUAAGAGCAGAGAAUGGUGAUGGUGGGGACGGGGGGGGGGGCAGCCAUUUUGCUUGUCGUUGCCACCUCUUGGCUGUGACGCCUUCAGUAUAAUCAACAGCUGUCUUAUUAGCUUUUUACAUUUUUAUCAAUAGAGAAUCUAAUUUAUGUCCAGUGUUUGCUUGUUUAUGAAAUAUGUAUAAUAUCAGAUUAUUAUAAUCUGCAUGAGUCAAUAACAAAAUAGCAGAGGGAAUGAAAAAAGUCAAUACAUACAAGCUGUGAUGUGAUGGGACUGAGCAGCUGCAGAGGAAAAACACGUGAUAAAAACAAUAUAGAGAUAUAUAUAUAUAUGUAUAAAACAAUGCUGGGACAAUGAGUGGUGGACACUAAACCAAUGUUGAAGGACUUUGCAGAGGAAUGUGAGGACAGUUCAGUGGACAGCUGGAACCCCUGUCUUCAUCACACAAACAUCUCUACUGUCCUUGUCCUCUUUCUCCCGUCCUCCACUGUUUUCAUUUUCACCGUCAACAAACACAAAGAAAUGCCGGGGACACGUUUUGGGAACUGUUUUAAAGAUUUGUAGAGAAAUUUUAAUAUAAAUAAGGUUUCAUCUGAUAAGUUUAAAUAAUGUGAUGAUAUGUUUUACUGUUUUCUUACUUGAUUUCUUUAUUUUGGUUUUGUUUUAUUUGAUUUGUUACUGUUGUGUAUUUGGAUGUUUCAGUCUUCACGUGUGAACCUGCUGUCGUCAAUAUAAAAGUUUGUGACCUGAUACUUAAAGGUAAUUAACAUUUAUCAACACGUUAUUUAGAGCAGGGGUUUCCAACUGCUUAGCCAGACAUGAAACCUGCCUACUACAUCGUGUUCUGUAAUUUUUUUUCCUGAAAGUGUCAAUAUUUAAUUUAUUGAACAUCAAUUUAUUUUCAUUUAAAAUGACCAGACCGUAACAAGUUACAAUGACAUUUUCUGCGGAAAACAGCUUAGGGGGCUCACACUGAUGGCGAGUUGAAGGUCCUGCGUUUAAGAAAUAGUGACUGAAUCUACCUUCACCUACCAGAAAGGAUGAUGUUUGUCAUUAAGUCUUUGCUUCAAACCACUGUGGCUUGUUGUUUAUUCAUUUGAGAUGCUGCAGAAACACAGCGGCCUCCUUAAGUACACAUAAUUAUUCUAAGGCUUUCAAAAACAAACAGCUUUAUAUAAUCAGUGUUUUUGAAUCUCCUUUGUGCCACAGCACAUUUCUUUCCUUGUAAAAAAAUUCCCUGGGAACACAUCCAUUCCAAAUGUGACAGAAAGAAACAUCACAGUAGACUACUAUGGGUCUAUAUUUUUCCUCUUUGUUGGCAGCCUUGUCACUUUUUUUUAACAGUCUUUAAUUCCCUAAAUCUGAAUAUCAGUAAUGUCAGAUAACACACUACUGCCACCCACUGGCCGUACCACCAAUAUUACAACCAUAUGCUCAAGAAUUUUAUGUAUGGAAUCAAUGCUUUUGCACAAUUUUCUGGACCCAAUUGUGUAUACUCUAACUAUCAUUUUCAUGUUGCACAUUUCAUUAUCUCUCCCGGCACAGUAGUUGAUGAGAAACACUUGUUUAUGCAUCUUAACAAGACAUUUGCUCUGUAGUGAAGGUCCGUCAGAAAAAUCACAACAGAAGUAAGAACAUUCAUUGUUGGUCGCCCCUGAUCUAGAGAGACAACAUCCACACUGUAAAAACAGGUUUAAAAAGGUGAAUAUCAGGAAAGAUCCAGUGAAUUCUAAGACUGAUUCUGUCAAUAAUCCAUCCCAUCAUCCCUGAACCUGCUCCAAUAACUUGUACGCAGUGAAACAAACUGUCCAUUGUGAUGCCUGAAACAUUCAGAAACACAAGAUUAACAUGGUUUGCUAUAUUGUUGUGUUUUUUGUUGUUGUUGUUGGAUUAACUCUUUUAAAUUAUGGUGUAUGAGUUUGUUAUUGUAUUUAUAGGAGUGGCGAGUAUGAGGCCUGUGCUUUUCCUCCUCCCCCACCACCUCACAGACAAAGACUCUGAGUGUGACACACGCGACUAUCCACAGGACCCGUCAACAUGUAUCCUGGAAGACCUUUAAUACUAUGCAUCACUUAUCAUACAUGAGGAUCCCUCUGACAGAGCCUGAGCCGUGCUAGCCGUACUGCUGUCAUUGUUAACUCUGUGCUACUGUUAGACCAAAGCAGUGGACCUGCACUGCUUGUGUGAAUUUGCAAUAAGCAGCCAUUACUCUCGUAUCCUCUGUCCUCCAAAGGGAGAAAACUGUGAACUUUCAUGAAAGUGAAACCAAAAUAUAGCAGAGUGUGUGCUGGAGCUUUUCCAACACUUGGAUUUCCAUGGCUUUGUCUCCCUCCUUGUCUUAAUUCCCCCUCAAACCCUUUGACUUGAAACUGUCCACCUGCUGUUGAUGUGUCUGUGGAAAAAAAAAAAAAAAAUAGAA